Notodromas monacha is the source of this 1387-nucleotide messenger RNA. The record is from the annotation of a GenBank genome assembly. Lineage: Eukaryota; Metazoa; Arthropoda; Ostracoda; Podocopida; Cyprididae.
AUGUCGCUUGACGAAGUGGUGUCAGAUGCGGAGGAAGAUUUUCUCGCGCGUGUUUCUGCCGAUGUCGCUGCUUUUGUGCAAGGCAAUGAGCGUAGCAGGGUUUUAGUAUUUCGCGCCUUCAACAGUCGCCUUCGUUACCUCGCACACCGAUGUUUGGCGGAGAAAUUCGACGGCAUUGUGACCCGUUCGUUCGGACGGGAUCCGGACCGGAUAUUAUGUGUUUGUUACGCCGACAAGUGCGUUACUACGGUUCGGAACGAUUUUGCUUACUCGAUGGUUCUACAGUUCCUUGGUUUGCAGGUUGGAAGAAGGCAGCUUAGCAAGCCGAUCACGUAUCGCCAUGGUAACCGAUCUCGCCGCCCGGACAAGAACGUUUAUAUACCUCGGAGACGACUGGAAAUGAUGUCAAAGCAGACCGACGAAAUCGCGAAUACCCUCCAAACGCUUUGCUUAGAACCCAGUCGAGACGUUGAAAACAUUUUCUGCGGAGACGACUUGCCUGGAACGCAUUCCUCGGACGAAAACAUAUCAUCGGACGUUGUAGAAGAAUUGCAGGAGAUGUUGGGAGUCGUGGAGGUUGUAUUAGCCAAGGAAGAUUACUCGCAAUUUGAGAAUGUUCUGCGCCCCACGGAGUACGAACACGUGUUGGAAAUUUACGACUUUCCGGCGGAGUACCGAGAACGUGACUUGAUAAAGUUGUUUUCGGAGUAUAGAGAAGCUAGUGGAUUCGAAAUCAAAUGGGUCUCUGACACUUCCGUUUUAGGCAUUUUUAGUUCAGUGGAGGCCGCUGAAAAAGCAUUACAGGCAGGGAGUGGUGUAUGUAAACUUCGCUCCUUGUCGGAAGGGUCCAAAGCUGCACUUCUCAAAGCGAGACGCGUCCAGUGUGGGCUGAUCCCAGCUUUGAAGCGACCACAGACGAAUUCUUCAUUUGCCCGACGAAUGAUCGGACAUGCAUUAGGGCAGAAAAUAUCUGUGGCUAGUGACAAAAUGAAAGCUGAACGGCAACAGUUGGAUGACGCGAAAGAGAAAAAACGCGCUCUUCGUCGCAGUAACGCUGAGCAGACGGAAACCUGACACCUGAAGUAGUGUCGGCAUCGGUGGAUUUAUGCGCUCUCUUGAAUGAUGUAGACAAGUUACCUAGUCCUGUUAUUCCCCUUUCUUUUGGAGUACGGUGUUAAUCUUUAUUUGUCAUUUCAUGCCUCUCUUUGCCCGAGGGAUUGAUCUCCAUACUCCGCAAUCGAGUGACCACCUUGACAUCCGCUUGUGUUUUUAUUUUGGAUUCAUCCGUACGGGUUGUUCGUGAGUGACGUUUCUCCGAAGGUUUUUUGCACUCUUUAUAUCGUUGGACAUGAUUGGGAUUAAACGUGAUGGUUGUUGUGUCUCAGGA